Molecule: messenger RNA, 863 nt
Organism: Drosophila kikkawai
Lineage: Eukaryota; Metazoa; Arthropoda; Insecta; Diptera; Drosophilidae
Product: keratin-associated protein 5-2
Source: RefSeq, a predicted model, not a curated record
UGGUGUGAAGCAUUCCUUGUUUGACUUGUCACAUUUUAAAUAAAUAUUUAACAAAACUUUCGCAUUUUAACAAGCGAUUGCCAAAUUUCCACCGGAUUUUCGCUUUGAUUGUCAGACAAAAAAGGUGCUAAAUAGUGUCCUGGAGCCUUGGGAGCGAAUUACUUUCACUGUCCCGGCGUAUUUAGCACGUUUUUUUGCGGCAGAAAUUUAGCAACAGGUUGAAGACGAGUCGGACUUGGGAUGAAUUGUGCAGCGCCUAGAUUUCGACCGCAUUUCGGUCCCUGUGGUCCUUGUGGUCCCGGUGGUCCUUGUGGACCCUGUGGUCCCUGUGGCCUCAGUGGUCCUUGUGGACCCUGUGGCCUCAGUGGUCCUUGUGGACCCAGUGGCCUCAGUGGUCCUUGUGGACCCUGUGGCCUCAGUGGUCCUUGUGGACCCUGUGGUCCCUGUGGCCCCUCUGGAUUUUGUGGACCCUGCGGCGGACCCUGUACUGGCUGCUUUGUUCCCUGUGGAUCCUGCGGACCCUAUGCAUCCUGCAGACCUUGCGACCAUUGCGGACCUCCGCCCUGCGCCGUGGUCUCGUACCAGCUGACCUCCGGACCAGUGGGUCCCGUGUUGCCCGGAAUGCAGUGCACCUGCAGCCCAGCGUGUGGCGGAUCCUGUGGCGUAUCCUGCUGCGGCCCCUGUAGCGUACCCUGCGGCGGCUGCUGCAACGGCAGCUGCGCGCCGCCCUUCUACUUCGUGCCGAACAACUGCCGGAACUGCUUCGAGUGGGGCCGCUUCGGACCCACGUAUUAGUGUUGCACUUUUGAUGGACCCUUCAUAACACAGUUUCGAAUGCAAUAAAUUCACGUGUCAGCCAGAGU